This is a messenger RNA of Verticillium nonalfalfae, 7866 nucleotides long. RefSeq lists its product as uncharacterized. The transcript is spliced from 2 exons. Lineage: Eukaryota; Fungi; Ascomycota; Sordariomycetes; Glomerellales; Plectosphaerellaceae. The record is from RefSeq and is a predicted model, not a curated record. The coding region runs from base 1 to 7866 and encodes 2621 amino acids.
AUGGGUACCACAUCAUACCGUUCGUCACAGCAGAGGAAUCUACGAAAGCGUCGAGUCGACAUUAUGAUGACAAAUUACAUUGAUCGGCUGAGCCUGGCAGCCUUUGCUCUGCUCGCCAGCCAGGCCAGCAUCACGGGCGCCUCCAGCAUGCGCCGCGUCACUCGCUCCUCCUCCAUCGACUCCCCCUCCGCCGCCGGCCUGGUUGCCCGCGGCGCCCAACACGAACCCUGCUGGUCAGUUAUCUCCUUGAACCCCAAGGAACACGGCUGCAAGGCGGCCGAGCUCGCCGUCAACGGCACAUGUCAGCCCCUUACCUUUGGCGACGCUCUCGAAUCGUGCCUCGACGGCUGUGAGCCGGGCCAAUGGUGUGACGAAGGCAAAUGCGAGCCCAUUCAGAUCAUCCUCGACCCGCUGCAUUGCGGCGAUAUCACGCCCGUCGAACUCGCUCCCGGCGAAGUCUGCGUCAACGGCAUUGCCAUCCCUCUCGACCUCACCGAAGACCCGUACGUCUGCGGACCUGGCAAGGACAAGACCAAAGCCUGCGAUCCCGGUAACUACUGCGACAAUGGCGUCUGCACCCCCAUCACCCUCGGCUCAUCCACUAUUAUUGUCGGCACCGACCCCUACCACUGCGGCGUUGACGCUGCCACCUGCGAGCCAGGCCAGCUGUGUGUCGACGGCGGGUGCCACGAUGUUGCCGUCGGCCAGCCGCUCGACAAGUGCAAGAAAGAAGAUCUGCACCCCGGUACAUUCUGCUGGGAGUCCGAUAUUGUUCCCAUGCACAUCAGCACCUACCCUGGCAGUUGUCCUGAGGGCCAGGUCUCCGUCUCGGGUGUCUGCUUUGGCGACCUACCCAAGACUUGUCAGCCACAAGGCGGCCCUGGGUCUGGGUCUGGGUCCGGAUCGUCUUCGGGAUCUAGCUCAGGUUCUGGCAGCUCUAGCUCCGGCACGGUCAAGGGAUCCGCACAGUACGGCGGUUGGUUCCCCGAUGCUGGUUACGGAAGCGUGCAACACAACGGACAGUGGUAUAACUUUGGCCGCCCCUCGAGCUGCGGCGACAAGUCGUGCGGUCCCAACUCUUUCUGCUGCGGCAACACAUGCCUGCCGCUGGGCGGCGGCAGCGAAUUCGAGGGAUGCGGCAGUGGCUGCUCAAACGGCGAAUUCUGCUACCGCGACAGCUGUCGUCCCGUUUACAUUGGCCAGCCCGGCGGUGGACCUGACGGCGACUACGUCUUUGACUGUCCUUGCGGCGACACCGUUUGUGGACCCAACGAGGUCUGCAUUGGCGGCGCCGUCUGUGUUGACCUGACACCCGGCAAUCCUGGCAGCUGUGGCUCCUACGGAGCUUGUCCUCCUUCUUUCGUCUGCCUCAAAGAUACUUGCGUCCCCGGAGGAGGAGGAGGAGGCGACGGCGAACCCGGUGUCUGCAACCCCACCUGCGCAAAGGACGAAAAAUGCGUUGACGGCGCCUGCGUCCCGCUCACCCAGCCUGGUGGAUGCGAUCCCGCUUGCGAAGGCGACGAUAGCUGCCUCAACGGCGUCUGCAUUCCCCCUGUGGGACCCGGCUGCAGCCCUGCUUGCGGUCCGCUCUCGACGUGCGCCAAUGGCGUGUGCGUGCCCAUUGUUGGCCCCAACGUCUGCUUCCCGCCUUGCGACAGCGACGACACGUGCAUUAAUGGUGUCUGUGUCCCUGAUGCCGGCCCUGCUUGCAACCCUGCCUGCUCCGGUACCGACACAUGCAUUAAUGGUGUCUGUGUUCCUGUCGUGGGACCUGUCACCUGUGAUCCGGCUUGCGAGCCCGGCUCCCAGUGUGUUGACGGCCAGUGCGUUCCCGUCGUGGGUCCUGUGACGUGCGAACCUUCGUGUCCUCCUGGCUCGACCUGCGUCAACGGUGUCUGCGUGCCGCUCGUCGGACCCGAGACGUGCGACCCUGCUUGCACUGGCGGCGCUACAUGUCUCAACGGCGUCUGCGUCCCCCCUGUUGGCCCUGUCUGCAAUCCCACCUGUGCACCUGGGUCCGUCUGCGUCAACGGUCAGUGUGUUCCCGUUGUCGGACCUGUCACUUGCACUCCCGCCUGCGACUCUGAUGAGGUUUGCCUGAAUGGCGUCUGCGUUCCAUCAACCAACCCUCCCGGCACCUGCGAUCCAGCAUGCACAGGAGACGACUCUUGUGUCAACGGCGUCUGCGUCCCUCCUGUUGAUACCUGCACCCCAGCCUGCACUGGCCUCGAUACCUGCAUCAACGGCGCGUGUGUGCCGCCGGUCGGCCCCGUCACAUGCGAUCCGGCGUGCACCGGAACUGACACGUGCGUCAACGGCGUCUGCGUCCCCACUACCGGCCCCGUGUGCGACCCACCCUGCGGCUCCGGUGAGCUGUGCGCUAACGGCGUUUGUGUGCCGGUGACUCCACCAUCCGGAUGCAAUCCCGUGUGCGGACCCGGCUUCGUCUGCGGACCCGAGGAUACGUGUCUGCCCAUCAUCGAUCCGCCCACCUGCAAUAUCGACCCGGCGGCGGCUGUCGGUCGUCGCCAGACGGGAUCCUGCCCGCCCGGUACGACCUGUGCCAUGGGUCCCAAUGGCCCCGUGUGUGUGCCGAAUCCUCCCGACACCUGCACGAAUGAUUCCGAGUGCGACAGCGGAGAGCAAUGCGUCGAGGGUGUUUGCAUCGUCCUGCCCAACCCUGGCUUAUGCGACCCAGCUUGUACUGGGACCGACACAUGUGUCCUCGGCGUCUGUGUUCCCGCGAACCCCACGUGCACACCGGCCUGCACUGGAACCGAUACCUGCGUCAACGGCGUCUGUGUGCCGCCGACAGGACCUGGCGUCUGUGAGCCAGCUUGCGAAGCUGGUGCGACCUGUGUUCUCGGUGUCUGUGUGCCCGUCACGAACGAGUGCGAGCCUGCUUGCGUUGCGCCCGAGACGUGUCUCAACGGCGCAUGCGUGCCUAUCGUGCUCCCUACCUGUCCCAACGGGUGUCCUGCUGGUUCGACCUGCAUCAUCGGCGUUUGUGUGCCUGACCAACCGCCCACGUGCAACCCCGAGUGCGCAGAGGGCUCUACUUGCGUCCUUGGCGUCAACGGCGUCUCGGUCUGCGUGCCGGACGUGACGCCUCCCACCUGCGAACCCGAGUGUGGCGAUGGCUUCACCUGUGCCCUUGGUGUUGGAGGUGUCUCGAUUUGCGUCCCCGAUGUCGGCCCUCCCGUCUGCACUCCCGAGUGUGCUGAGGGAUCGACGUGCACCCUUGGUCUCGGAGGCGUGGGCGUCUGUGUACCCGAUGUCACGCCUCCUGCUUGCACACCUGAGUGUGGCGAAGGAUUUACCUGCGUCAUCAGCCUCGGCGGCAUCAGUGUCUGCAUUCCCGUCGUCGUGCCACCCGUCUGCAACCCUCAGUGUGGAGAUGGCUUCACGUGCGUUAUCAGCGCGCUCGGCAUCACCGUGUGCGUUCCCGAUGUCACGCCUCCUGUGUGCACUCCCGAAUGCGGCACCGGCUUUACUUGUUCGGCUGGCGCUGGCGGCGUGGGUAUCUGUAUUCCCGACGUCACGCCCCCUGUAUGCACGCCCGAGUGCGGUACUGGAUUCACUUGUGUCAUCGGAGCCGGCGGACUCAGCGUCUGCGUGCCUGAGAUUUCGCAGCCCGAGUGCAACCCCGCGUGCGGCACCGGCUUCAACUGCAUCUUCGGUGUCAACGGUGUCAGCAUCUGCGUCCCUGAUGUGACGCCUCCCACGUGCACCCCUGAGUGCGGUGAAGGCUUCACCUGCGCCCUCGGUGUGGGCGGCGUUGGCGUCUGCAUUCCCGAUACCAACCCAGGCUGUGAGCCGGCCUGCAGCAAUGGCCAGACUUGUGUCGCCAAUACCUGCGUCCCGGCCACCUGCAACCUGCCCACCGUCAGUGGUCUCGCCCUCGACAAGCGUCAGCAGGGCGACUGUCCUGAGGGCUUUACCUGUGCUGUCGGCGCUGGCGGCACUGGCAUCUGUGUGCCGACCGUCAAUCCCGAUGUCUGCAACCCGACCUGUGCUGCAGGCUCGACCUGUAUCAACAACGUCUGCGUUCCUGACACAUGCACCAUUCCCAACGAAAGCAUCGGUAUCUUGAAGCGUCAGACACAAGGAACCUGCCCUGACGGCUUCAACUGCGUCAUCGGCGUUGGCGGCGUUGGCGCCUGUGUGCCUGAUCUCGGCCCUGAAGUGUGCAACCCGGUCUGUGGCCCUGGCUUCACCUGUGUCGACGGACAGUGCGUGCCUCAGACGUGCACCAUCAGCAUCGGCGUCAACCUUCUCAAGAGACAGACACAAGGUGAUUGUCCCGAUGGAUUCGUUUGCGCCCUUGGCGUAGGCGGCAUAUCCAUCUGCAUCCCCGACCUGACGCCACCGACUGGUUGCACUCCCGCUUGUACCACAGGCCAGACUUGUGUCAACAACGCCUGUGUGCCGCAGACGUGCAUCAUCGAAGUGGGCUUGCGGCUCGGUAAACGCCAAUCCCAGGGUAACUGUCCCGAUGGCUUCCUCUGCGUCGCUGCUGUUGGUGGCGCGACAAUCUGCGUACCAGAUCUCACGGGCCCUGAGACUUGCACCCCGGCUUGCACGGGUGAUACUACCUGCGUCAGCGGUGUCUGCGUGCCGAAUACGUGCACAGUCACACUCGACAUCAGCAAGAGACAGACCCAGGGUGACUGUCCCAACGGCUUCAACUGUAUUGGAAGCGUCUGCGUUCCUGUCGUUACCCCUCCCGUCUGUUCGCCCACUUGCAACGCUGGUUCGACAUGUGUCGGCGGUAUCUGCGUGCCAAACACGUGCACACUGCCUCUGUUCCGUCGCUUCGACAAGCGCCAGAGCCAGGGUGACUGUCCUGAAGGCUUCGUCUGUACUGUUCCCGCUGGAGGUGGUCCCAGUGUCUGUUUGCCUGCUACAACACCAGAGACCUGCAACCCAACCUGUGCGGCCGGCUCCCUGUGUGUGGGCACGACGUGCGUACCUCUCGGGUGCACAAUUCCCGCCCCUACCCUCAAGAUGGCGAAGCGUCAGUCCCAGGGCACCUGUCCCGAAGGCUCGGUCUGUACGAUUCUCACAGGCGACAGUGGAACUUGCACGCCCGAGGUUCCCAACACCUGCACGCCAGACUGCCCGACAGGAACCACCUGCAUCGCCGGCCAGUGUCUUCCCCAGAUCUGCACCCUCCCCGAGUUGACGAGGUUCACAAUGAAGCGCCAGGUCCAGGCCGACUGUCCCGACGGCUUCACCUGCACUGUCGCCACCGGCAACACGGGAAUCUGCACACCUACCGUGCCCGCCACCUGCACACCCGCCUGCGGAACCGGAACCACCUGCGUCGGCACCGUCUGUGUGCCGCAGUCCUGCACCGUCUCUGUGGCCAUCCCCAGGGCGAAGCGCCAGGUCCAAGGAGACUGUCCUGAAGGCUUCGAGUGCGACUCUAUCGUCGGCGGUGUCGGAACCUGUCAACCCGUGACGCAGCCGACCAACUGCGGUGAUACUGGCGGGCCCUGUACUGGUGGGCUCAUCUGCGUCGAUGUCGACGUCGGCGGCAUUUCUGCUGACGUCUGCAUUCUGCCACAAUUCUGCGUUCCCGUUCUCAAUACUGGCUGUGACGCAGGCGAGACGUGUCGCCUUCAGGUCGGAGGCGGUGGAUUGACGGCCUGUGUCCCGGAUACCCCUACCGGCCUCACUUGUACGCCGGCUUGCGGCUCGACCGAGACGUGUACCGCUCCUAUCAGCGGCACCGGGCCUAACACUUGUGAGCCGAACAACACGCCGGCUAACUGCGGUGAUACCGGUGGACCUUGCGAUAGCGGCCUGAUUUGUGUCGACGCCGACGUUGGUGGUAUCUCUGCCGAUAUUUGUAUCCUCCCGCGUGUGUGCAUCCCCAUCGGCAACACUGGUUGUGAUGUAGGCGAGACGUGUCGCCUUCAGAUUGGAGGCGGCAGCCUGACGGCAUGCGUGCCAAAUACUCCUGUCGGCCUCACUUGUACGCCGGCUUGUGGCUCUACCGAGACUUGCACAGCGCCAGUCAGCGGCACAGGACCCAACACCUGUGAGCCCAAUACCGCGCCAGUCAACUGUGGUGAUACCGGUGGGCCUUGCGAGAGCGGAUUGAUCUGCGUCGACGCUGACGUUGGUGGCAUUUCUGCCGAUAUCUGUAUCCUUCCACGAGUCUGUAUUCCCGUGACCAACUUUGGUUGCACCGCAGACGAGACAUGCCGUCUCCAGCUCGGAGGUGGUAGCCUGACGGCCUGUGUGCCAAAUGCUCCUGUUGGCCUCACCUGCACACCGGCUUGUGAUUCCACUGAGACUUGCACAGCGCCUGUCAGCGGCACCGGGCCCAACACUUGCGAGCCGAACACGGUAACGCCGGCCAACUGCGGCGAUACCGGUGGACCCUGCACUGGUGGACUCAUCUGUGUUGAAGCCGAUGCUGGUGGCAUCUCCGCUGACAUUUGCAUCCUCCCACGAGUCUGUGUUCCCGUCAUCAACUUUGGCUGCGAUACAGGUGAGACAUGUCGUCUACAGCUCGGCGGCGGCUCACUCACGGCAUGCGUACCUGAUACCCCUCCCGCCGGACUUACCUGCACACCGGCUUGCGACUCUGGCGAGACCUGCACAGCGCCUGUGAGCGGCACUGGACCUAAUACUUGCGAGCCAAACACGGUAACGCCGGCCAACUGCGGCGACACUGGCGGCCCAUGCAGUGGUAGUCUCAUCUGUGUUGAAGCCGAUGCUGGUGGCAUCUCCGCUGAUAUUUGUAUCCUCCCACGAGUCUGUGUUCCCGUCACCAACUUUGGCUGCGAUACAGGUGAGACAUGUCGUCUCCAGCUCGGUGGCGGCUCACUGACCGCAUGCGUACCCGAUACCCCUCCUGCUGGACUUACGUGCACACCGGCUUGCGACUCUGGCGAGACCUGCACAGCGCCUGUCAGCGGCACCGGGCCUAAUACCUGCGAGCCCGAUACGAUCACGCCGGCCAACUGCGGCGACACUGGCGGCCCUUGCAGCGGUAGUCUUAUCUGUGUUGAGGCCGAUGUCGGCGUCGCCUCUGCUGAUUUCUGCAUCCUCCCACGAGUCUGCACUCCUAUUACCAACUUUGGUUGCGAUACAGGUGAGACGUGCCGCCUCCAGCUCGGCGGUGGCAGUCUCACGGCCUGUGUGCCUAGCACAUCGAACACGGGCCCGGUCUGUACCCCGGGAUGUCUGGCCACCGAGACUUGCACGGCACCAACCAACGGCGAAGGCCCGAAUACCUGCGAGCCGAACAACACACCUGCCGCAUGUGGCGAUACUGGUGGCCCUUGCAGUGGUAGCCUUAUCUGUGUUGAAGCUGAUGUCGGCGUCGCUUCUGCUGACUUUUGUAUUCUUCCACGACUAUGCGUACCUGUUACCAACUUUGGUUGCGAUUCAGGCGAAACGUGCCGCCUCCAGCUUGGCGGUGGCAGUCUCACGGCCUGCGUGCCCAGUACGUCGAAUACGGGCCCUGUCUGCACCCCAGGAUGCCUGGCAACCGAGACGUGCACUGCACCCGUGAGCGGCACCGGGCCCAACACCUGCGAGCCGAACGAAGUCACGACGCCCCAGCCCCUCGUCUGCACGCCCGGCUGCACGUCCACCCAGACGUGCACUGCGCCCAGCAGCGGAACAGGCCCGAACACGUGCGUGUCGAACAACUCGCCGGCGACGUGCAAUGCUGGCGGGGGUUGCGACUCGGGUCUCAUCUGUGUCGCUGCCGGUCUUGGCAGCGCAUCGGUGAACGUUUGCAUCCUUCCCAACCUCUGUGUGCCUGGCCUCAAUAUCGGUUGUAGCGGCGGCCAGAGAUGUGUGCUUUCCCUCAGCGGUGGCGGCCUUACAGCAUGUGUCUCCUGA